Molecule: messenger RNA, 231 nt
Organism: Racocetra fulgida
Lineage: Eukaryota; Fungi; Glomeromycota; Glomeromycetes; Diversisporales; Gigasporaceae
Source: the annotation of a GenBank genome assembly
AUGCCAAUAAAUAAUCAAUACUGUUCUGCAUAUAAAACUACACCUUACAAUCUAGUAUUUGGACAAUUACUUCAUAGUAAAACUAGAUUAGCUAAUAUUUUAAUAAAUAACAACUAUAAUCAGAAAGAAUUAAAUAAUACUGAUAUUUUAACAAAUAUUAAUAAUUUGGAAUCCAACAAUGAUAAUGAGUUAUAUGAUUAUUUAUCUAUUUUGGAUGAUUAUUAUAAUUAG